Molecule: messenger RNA, 4391 nt
Organism: Trichogramma pretiosum
Lineage: Eukaryota; Metazoa; Arthropoda; Insecta; Hymenoptera; Trichogrammatidae
Exons: 13
Coding region: 16-3354 (1112 amino acids)
Biological process (GO): signaling
Cellular component (GO): postsynaptic specialization; glutamatergic synapse
Molecular function (GO): molecular adaptor activity
Source: RefSeq, a predicted model, not a curated record
AUAAAAUCGUGGAAAAUGACGACGGAGGAGGCUCGGGAGGCGCGUCCCAAGAUCGAAGUGGUUCGAGUGCCGUCGAUCGAGCGCGCGAGCUUUCGGCCCCUCGACGGCGUGCAGCUGCGGGCGGCCUACAGCCACGUGCGCGUCGGCACCUACUGCCCCGGGCUGGCAGCGCUACAGCCGCAGCCGAGCAGCCAACUCAGUCAUCCUGCCGUUACUUGCCACAAGCGACUAGCGUCCCGCGAGAUUAUCCCCAAGAGCGCCGAUUCACGCAAGUACAAAAAGAAUUUGGGGCCCGUGUCGAGACUGCUGAGGCGGCGAGGACAUCACUCGAGCGGCCUCGCGACCAAGUCCUGCGAUAAUAUUUACUGCGGUCAGAAGAGCGCGGCUGGCAAUUACCACGAGCAAGCUUUUCAUGGCCGCCAGAGCAACAGUCUGGAUUGGCGAAUGAAUCGCAGCUUGGAUAGGACCUCUACUCGCUUGGACACUCGCAAGGCGUCUCGAAGUGUCGAGCAGCUGUCGAAAAAUGCUCCGAACGCCAAGUCCAAGCUCGUGUCGUUGCUAAGGCGCUUGUCGCCUCGUUUGCCACGACCAACCAACAAUAAGGGAUCAACGACGAAUAUCUGCCCCUGGCUGCAAGUCGAGUACUCGAGGACGGACGAUGAGCCGGACACGAUCGACGAGCCGGAAUGCGACGAGCCGAGCCAGAAGCGAAAUUUACAAAGUCCCCGUAUCGAUGCUGAUUUCGAGCGCGAACUAGAGCUCAGUGAGCUGCGCAAGAAAACCCUCGAUUCUGAGAAAGAAUCAAUCGACGAUCUCACGAGUGCAGCUGAAGAUAUUAAAAAUCAGCAGUCGGUAUCGAAGCCAAGCAUGGGAAAUAAUGAAGAACCGAAUGUAGGCCAAUCAAAGCAAGCUGUGCACGAAGAGAGGGCCUCGCCGGAGGAGCUGAAUCGAUCGGAGGUGGCGGGCCUUCUGACGCCCCCCGAGUCUCGCCUAGUCAGUUGCGGCAACGGAAGCGGGGCCAGGCGCUCGAGGCCCCACUCGCUGGCGGUUCAACCUCUGAAUUAUCAGAGACUCGAUCCCGACUCGGUGCAGCAGCCGUCACCGCCGCCGCCGCAUCAGGCAGCCAAAGAGGUGGCCUCGUCGCAAGCCAAGAAAAUUAUCGCCAACAAAAGCAAUAACAACAACACCAACACCACCAACAACCGUAACCGCAAGAAUAAGAGCGAUAAAAGUGCGCAUCGCAAGAUGACGAGUCAAGAGAGCAUCGGUAGCUGCAGCCUCGACGUUGAGAAAUCGGCCUCCGAGCGAUCAGGUUCGCAUCAACAUCAUCAUGACAAUAAAGAGAUAACAGCGGGUUCUUUAUCGGAAAAAACUUUGCACAGCCUGAGCUUAUCGUGCAACGGCGACCGGGCCAACAGCAAUCAAAACAACGCCAACAACAAUAUCAUCAACGGCAACGCCAGUGACAAUAACCGAAGCAGCAAUAACAACAACAGCGAUACAAGGGGCCAAUCGGCAUUGAGCAAUGGUCACGCGAAAAACGAGCAGCAGUCAAACGGCCAUAUUCAGCAAGAGCAGCCAGACGACCUGGUGGACGGUGAUCAGCAGCUGACGACGUCAAAGAAGCCGAGUUAUUUGGGCUUGGCCUGCAGCAUCAACGGUUACACCAACAUCACGUGCUACGACAGUAAAUUGCGCGAGGGUUUUCGCUCCAGGGACGCGAGUCCAGGCGCUUCGAGGCUUAUCACUCGCGACUCCAGGCCGCACGAGAAUCUGUACAGCCAUCAAAGUUAUUUAACAGUAAGCGGGAACAAGUCGAUAUCUCCAUUAGCAAUGGAUCGCAACCAGCACAAUGGUUUUAGCAACGGAGUCCGCGAAAGCAAAUACAAGCUCGAAACGACGACCACCACCAUCACGAACAGUGGCACAAGCACGACGCGAACGCAACACGUUGAGGAAGGUUACUCUGAGGUCGACCGAGGACUCAGUAAUUUGAAUCACUCGAUCGAUUCGUACAAUCCCGUUUGUUCGAAUUCACCUAAGAAACGUAUAAACAGUCCCGUGGCUUCGCGCGUUCACGCCUAUAACCAACAAAACGCAUCUUUCUCUUCUGUAACCAGCUCUUCACCAAAAUUGCCAGUAAAAAAUGGAUCACAUAAUGCAUCGUUCAACGAUUCUAGCAUACUGAAUGGAUCUUCCGAUGGCGACUACGGAAUGCUCAACUGCUCGUCGGGCAGCGAGAAAUCUUUCAUUCAACAACGAGUUGAACGUCUUUAUGGGCCUGGUGCUUUAGCUCAAGGUUUCUUCUUCAAGCGAAGCAGUACCGGAAGUCCUCGAUUAAACACCAGCGACGUUUCAAAUAAUUCCAGUAAUAAAAGUAACAACAACAAUUUGGUAGAAGAAGCAAAUGAUGAAGAAUCACUGAGAACUUUGCCCGUUCUCCGCCAUUUGCGACCGGAAUUUCGAGCUCAGCUACCCGUUGUUAGUCCACGUAAAGCAACGGACGGAACAGAACAAAUUAUAAAACCUCUCAAAAGACUUUCAGUAGCAGAAAAUACAGAAACCAAAAAAGUUAGUACCAAAGGAACGCCUGAGAAAGUUGCAGCUCCUGCAGACAUCAUGCAAAAUGAGAAAUCAAUCUCUGUGAUGACAAACAGCAUGCAGAAUACAGACCAGCUACCUGCAGCUCCAAAAGUUGUUUUGCCUGCUGCAGAAAUAGCUGAAAGUUCUAGUAUCUGCGUAAAAGACGAUAAUUUUGAAAAAAAUGUACCUGUCAAAGAUGGCCAUUAUUUUAUGAAUCUCUUGAAUAUGGAACGUGAUAGAUUAAUUUCAUUAGCAGAAAGUGCUGAAAAAGAACUUGAUAGUAAUACAGAAACGGAGCUUCCCGAAGAAGCAGCUGGGAAAUUACGAUCUGCUGCUGGAAAAGCUAGACUGUUAGCAACUCAAAAAAUGAAACAGUUUGAAGGACUUUGCCAAAAAAAUAUUAAUCAAGAACCCGGUGAAGAAUUUCCAACUACUAGCGAAGAUUUAGCAGGAUUCUGGGACAUGGUUUCUCUACAAGUUGUUCAAGUUCAUGAAAUGUUCAAGCUACUUGAACAAUCGAGACAAGCUCAGUGGAAAGAGAUUGUUCCAGAAAUAAAACCUAUCCCCGCCACACCCCUAAAUGGGAAUACGAAGCGUCGGUACCAAACGCCCGCAUCAAAAAGUAAGUCAAGUGCCAGUGCCUCAGCUCGCAAAGCCCGAGAAACUCGGGAUCAAACUCGUCGACAACUAAUUGAAGAAAAAAGACGCGCCAUGCGAUCCUUAAACACAAAUAACGCGGAAAAUGUGGAAAUUUUCGUCCCUGAGUCGUAACAAUAAUCAUUUAUGUAUGUAAAUUUUCUAAGUCAUGAAACACUUCAAGAACUCUCACUUAAUAGAAUUAAUUGAAUGAUACGAAAUUAUUUUCAAAUUAUGUUUGCUUUAGAUUUUUUAAAACUACAAACCGAUCGGUAUAAAUAAAUUUUGAACUAUUGAUGGUUCAAAUGCGAGUAAAGAGAAGUUUUUAAUAAUAAACUUUUACUUCGCAAAUCUUUUUGAAAAAUAUACCUUAGUAUCUUGGAAAUUCUAAAUUUUUCUCAGUAUUGGUUUUAACAGAUAAAAUCAAACUAAAUACAUAUAUUUUUGAUAGAUUAAAAGUCAUCUUUUAUUAUGUUAGAUGAAAUGAAUGUUGACUAUUAUUUUUUCGUAAUAAACUCAUCACGUCCCUGACGUGGAAAUAUUGUUGUAAAAGAGUUUUGCAUUUUUUUCAAGUCGAUAAAAUUUGUAACCUUAAUAAUUAUCAAUAAUAUUUUAACACCAUUGUGAAUAAUUAUAAAUUUCUAGGAAGUUUAUCAAAUUAAAGAUACUGUUUUAUCAAAAAUGAUAAAUUACACGGUGCAUUGCAAUUGUAAAUAUUCAUUCCAAUGGCAUUUGACAAAUUUAUUAUAAUCUUUGUUUCAUGUAAUUGCCAAAUUGGAUGGAUUCCUAUUAAUAUUAUUAUUUCUUUUGUAAUGAAUGAUGAAUUGUAAUAUUGACCAUUUUAGAUGUUACUGUAGAUACAAAAAUUCUUAUUUUUGACAUGUAAUGAAAUUGCAAUACUCAUUCGUUGUUUAGCGAUUGCAUGUUAUUUGCAUCAUUUUUAUAAUAAUGUAUACUAGUUAUAUUUAACCAAGACAAACAUAAAUAGUCCCUUAGAAAGUUGACCCGUGUAUAAGUUUUAUACGCAAAUUAAGAUUCAUAAUUAUAUCUUAAUCUAUGUUAUAUGAAUGUGUGAAUAAAUUUCAAAUUGUACAUAUGGGCUGAGAAAUAACAAUGUACGAAUGAUUAAUGCUCAACUUGUCGAAUUAAAGUUUGUAUUCACUCAAAACUGA